AUGCAUGAACAGGUUUGCCAAAGAAAUGUUGGCAGAAGGAUGGAGAGCCUCAUCAACACCUCAUAUAACAUUUCUCUAUAUGACGAAUAUGAGGAUCCAUUUCCAAGGUCAUACGAGCUAGAUGAUGAUAGUGAGCAUGGCAAGGAACUAAUUUCGAAUAAUUUAAUCUGUCCAAUCAUGGAGAAAUAUAGUGACAAAGCUGAUGAAAAUGCAAGGCUAAUGGAUGAAUAUAUGGUUCCACUAGUUGUGGAAAGCCAGUCCAGUAUAUUAUAUCCGGCAUUUGUUCAGGUAAACUUCUACCUGAGGACUGAUGUGAUCAACAUGUUCCAAAACGCACUACAAUUCUUUGGAAGAGCUACGGAGAAUCCCAACAUUUAUACAUCAAGAUUUUUGGAUAUGUGUGCAACAAUCGAGUAUCAAGGGGUGUCCAGUGAAGCUAUUAGAUUGACGCUUUUCCCAUACACAUUGAAAGACUCAGCCACAGAGUGGCUAGACAUUUUUCCACCACAGUGCAUCACUAUAUGGAACCAAUCGAGUCAGAAAUUUCUUAGCAAAUAUUUUCCACGGAAAAGGAUUGCAAAGUUGAGGGACAAGAUUACCACAUUCCAACAACUGGACUCAGAAUGCUAUUCGUAUGCUUGGAAACGAUACAAGGGUUUACUCUGCCAAUGCCUACAACAUGGAUUGCAGAAAUGGCUUCGGGAGCAAUAUUUCUACAUUGGUCUGAAUCCAAUAAGCAAGGCUAACAUAGACUAUGUAUACGAAAAUUCUAUAAAAAGAACCACGGAUCAAGUCUACCAAAUCACGGAGGAUCUGGCAUUCACCAGUAGACUUUGGCCUAAUGAAAGAACGAGUGGAAAGAGAGCUAUUGGGGUAUUCGAAGUUGAUUCUUUAAUAGCAAUUUCAGUGCAGUUGACAUCAUUGGUACAGAAGGUGGAUCAGAUGAACGUAGCCUAA
Messenger RNA from Fraxinus pennsylvanica, 957 nucleotides. The record is from the annotation of a GenBank genome assembly. Lineage: Eukaryota; Viridiplantae; Streptophyta; Magnoliopsida; Lamiales; Oleaceae.